AGCAGAGGGGGAUCUUCAACCACAACAGAGCAUUUGAUUAUGUUUCUGCAGGCUGCCCACCAGGACGAGGAGUGUGUCUUUGUUUGUUGGUGUAACAUUUGCGACUCCUCCCUGCUCCGUCUCCAAUAAAACGGCGGUGGUCAGAGCAGCUCAGCGGGGUUUGCUGACUUCCACCCGAGGGGACUUUAUCGUCAGCCCGGGCAAGACCGCCACGCCGCCUCCACUACAUCAGCGCUGGUCUCUGCAAACCGCCCUAAGCAACAAACUAAACAUGGCACCUUUUGAGAAAUCCAUGGAGAUGAUGCCCUUCAAGCAGAGAAAAUGCCUCGAAACAAGAAAAGAUGAAGUAUGCAGCAUUCGGUCCAAAUUCCCCAACAAAUUACCUGUGAUUGUUGAACGUUACAUCCAAGAAAAGACUCUCCCCCUGUUGGACAAAACAAAGUUCCUGGUUCCCUUCGAACUCACCUUGGGUCAGUUCCUCUGCCUGCUCAGGAAUAAGAUUGACCUGGAGUCCACCCAGGCUCUGUUCCUCCUGGUCGCAGAGAAGAGCAUGUCCUGCAUGUCCUCCAGCAUGGGGGAGGUUUAUUCCCACCACAGCGACACUGACGGCUUCCUCUACAUCACCUACGCCUCGCAGGAUGUGUUCGGAGCACCUCAACCAGCAGCCAGGCUGCCCUGCUGAGCCUGAAGCACAUGUAAUGAACUGAACCGAUGUUGGUGACACCACACAACCAAACUGGGGGAAAAGAGCCAAGCUGAGACUGCUUUGUCCAGUGUUUUAGCCCCAAACUGCAUAUCAGCCUACCUCAUGAAACACACAAAAUCACUCUUUCUUUUAAUGCUCUGCCACGUCAGCUAGUCAAAACUGUACUGAAGACUCACACUGAUGUCUUGUUUCAGACAUUUGAUUUGAUUGUCAAGUCAAUGCAGUUGUGAUCAAUCCCUGCUGCUACAGACAGAUGUUUUUUUGUCUGUUUUUAGUCUUCACCGGUCAAAAAUGUUCAUAUUUGACCUUCAGUUACCUCCAGAGCUUCAAUGCAAACAAACGUGUUGUCACAUUGCUGUAAUGCCAGUUCAAUGUAAAAGCACCACCUACUCUUCUCUACUCUAACGGGGUCAAUGUCUUGCUGCUAAUCAGACUCCUUUUUUAGCACUUAUCUCCCUCUUCCUCCUCUUCUUUCUUUG
Molecule: messenger RNA, 1185 nt
Organism: Cottoperca gobio
Lineage: Eukaryota; Metazoa; Chordata; Actinopteri; Perciformes; Bovichtidae
Gene: map1lc3cl
Product: microtubule-associated protein 1 light chain 3 gamma, like
Exons: 5
Coding region: 272-682 (136 amino acids)
Source: RefSeq, a predicted model, not a curated record